Podarcis lilfordi (Lilford's wall lizard) is the source of this 22222-nucleotide messenger RNA. NCBI's taxonomy places the organism in Eukaryota, Metazoa, Chordata, Lepidosauria, Squamata, Lacertidae. The record is from the annotation of a GenBank genome assembly.
AGCAGUCGCCACUCGCGCAUGCACGGUGCGGCGCUCGGCCGCCAUUUUGGGAAGCGGAGGUUGGAGCCUUUUCCGGGGGUAUGUUUUACCUCAGCCCCGCGAGCAUGGCGGUGCCCGUCUGACCUCAGGGAGCCCGCUGGAAAAGCGAGCCGCGUCGUCCGUUUGAGGUUGGUGUUGCUACCUAAAAACGCGGCUUUGGAGAGGAUAAGAGUCAAAAGCGCGGGUCGGGUGUCGGGUCCGCGUGAGCGGGGAUGCGCCUGGGGUCCCUCGAAAGGAUCCCUUGGGACUCUUGUCCUGCGCUUCCCGCUCGCUCUCUGGCGCCGGGUGGCGGGGUCGGGGCACGUUGUUCCCAGCCGGGCGGGUGGGGGGGAUGCGUGACACGGGAAGAAGACGGAAGGCCAGACCCCGGGCUCGGUGAGGGUUGGCUAGUAAACACGCGGACAUGCUGCGUGAAACGAGUGACAUCCCAUAACCUGCGCCUGGUGGGCGUCCCACAGAAAAGGGCACGAUUAAAAUAGCACGGUGACACAGUGUCUCAUUAUUAACCCACAGGGAGACUAAAAAAUAAUAAAAAUUAUAAGAUGCCUGUUGGGAAUUAUGUUCUCAGAUAAGCAAGGGGCUGGCUUUAGUUUAGCAUAUUUUACUGGCCUGUUCGUUUGGUGAUUAUAAAUAUGAAAUUUAACAUACUCCGAUUGUAUGUUACUAACGCACAAGGACAACAUUAUUUUAUUUAGUAACCUGCAGCUAAACGGAUGUGCUUACUAGGGUAGCAGGCAGGGCUGGAUUUAGGUUUGAUGACGCCCUAAACUACUGGAGGUAAUGGGGCCCUUUAUAUGUCCAGCUGUCCUUUGUCAACAACAAAUUGUCGCUGUUUUUUGUGUUGAAUAUAUGCCAUAUGGUAAUUUAUGGAUCUCAUAGGAUCUCUAAAGCCAUUUGCCUACACAACACAAAACACUUGCUGUAUGUAGGUUUUCUUUAAUUUUUUUGGGAUCCCCAAGAGAGUGGGGCCCUAAGCUAUAGCUUGUUUAGUUUAUACGUAAAUCUGGCACUGGUUGCAGGCCCUUCCCCAUGAUUUCUGACUGAUUUUAAAAUGCAGCCCUUCACUUAUGUCCCACUCUCUUUCUCAGGGAAGAAAUGCGCAAAAAUGGAGCUUUACAGAACAAUCCUAUAUAAAUAAGUUCCAUUCUGUUUCAUAGGACGGCCACAGUUCGGUAAUAGAACAUCUGCUAUGUGUGCCGAAAACCCCAGGUUCAUUCUCUGACAUUCUCAUGUAGGGCUGUGAAUAUCCCAUGCUUAAAAACUUGGAUUAGGUAAAGGUAAAGGUACCCUUGCCCAUUCGGGCCAGUCUUGCCAGACUCUAGGGUUGUGCGCUCAUCUCACUCUAUAGGCCGGGAGCCAGCGCUGUCUGCAGACACUUCCGGGUCACGUGGCCAGCGUGACAAAAACUUGGAUUACUGCUGCAAAUAAAUGUUAACAGGGUAUAGGCAACAUGAUGUUUUCCCUAUGUUUUUUUGAGAUAACUCCCAUUGUCCCUGACCUUUGGUUGUGCUGAUUGGGGCUCAUGGGUGUUGUAGUACAACAACAUCUAGAGGACACCAUAUUGGUUACUGCUGGUGUAGCCCCUACUGUGCUAGAUGGGUCAAUGGUCUGGCUGAGGGCAAGGCAGCUUCCUAUGUUCCUAAUGGGGAUUAGCACCAUCUAAGCGUGCGUAGGAUUGCAGCCUUAAUUAGGAAAUGAGUCAGGUGUAGGUGGAUACUGGAGAAGAGUAACUGAUAACAUGCUGUAAACAUAUUGUUUUAUUAUUUUAAGAUGCUUCAUGAUGAGUGUAAGCCAAGAUACCUUGAAAGUCAAGAUGCAUCAGCAACAGAGCCCUGUUCUAAAAGGAUGAAAUCAACAGAAGAGCCUUAUGGUAAAUCCUAUGAUGGCUUGCAAAGACUUCAUGAAGAAAUACAUGUUAAAAAAACCCAUAGUGGGUUUAUUCCUUUGUCCAUUUCUGAUGAAGAGGCACAAAAUGAAAAAGAAACUGCAGCAGUAAAGGCAUUCACGGGUAAAAUACCAGUGUCAUCAGAGCCUUCAAAGUCGGUAAACAAUACUGAGAUUACAAGAAACAAAAGUUUUUCUCCUCCUUCCAAUACCAAUAUACGUAAAAACAGAGAAGACAAUGACUUCAUCAAAGAGCAUAAGAAUGAAGAGAAAGAAUUAUAUAGCACAAGCAAAGCCUUUAUUGGACCCAUUUAUAAAAGUAAAGCUGAUUGCAUACGUGAUCAAAGGAAAAAGAGAGAAAUCGUGCCUAAACAGGCUCUCCCUGGUGAUGUGCCAAAAAUAGAAGAUGAAUUGUCCCAAUUCUAUAAUGAAAUUGAUCAGCUUGAAAGUGAAAGUGAUGAAAAUCGUUUUGAUGGUCACUUACAGGGGAGAGAAACAAAUUCACUUGGGGAAUAUAAUACAUGGAAUCCAAUGGCUUGUGUAAAUUCUCAAGAAUGGUCCUGUAGAACAUCACCUGGUGGUGAUCAGUGUUUUUAUAAUAAUGCACCAAGUGAUCGUAGAAUAGGCAGUGAACAGUAUCCAUACAAUGACCCAUCGGGUCACAGGAGUGACAACAGACGGUGUUGUAACAAUGAAAGAGAUGUAUGGGAAAUGAGACAAUUAUGUAACAAACAGGAUAGUUCUAGAUUCUGGAAUGAUUCUGUGUCUCAGUUAAGGCCUAGUUGGCAAAACACGCAUCCUUUUAUAAUACCUUAUGGCCCACCACCUCCUCAAUUCACUCCUCGUUUUAAUUUUCAGGAACCUAAUUCCUCAUCACUUCGUUCAGAUACUUUCCAUCCCCCAAAUGUGGGACCAUUCAAAAAUAGCCAUAUUAACAUGAGUAGUGCAACAUCUGAUGAAAAUAAUGCCUAUCAUUUUAGUAAUCAUAAUAUACAGCCCACCAGAAAUGGAUAUAACAUGCCUGAUGGACACAUGGAUAAUGGUUUCUGUGAAACUCGACCAUGUUGGAAAGAAAUUAAAACUUAUCCAGAUGAAGGAUCAAGCAACGUUUCUCAGCAGUUUCCAGAGGGCAAGUUAUAUGAGUCACAAAAGCUGCUUCUGAUUUUAAGAGGUCUUCCAGGCUCAGGGAAGACAACAUUAUCUCGGUAAGAGAAUGACAACUUAAUUUAAAGAAAGAAAUCUGUUUCGUUUGAUUUAUUGUUUGUUGAUGUUUCAAACAUCAUGGUCAUUUCAACCACCAAAAAAAAUAAUUAAUAUAUAUAUAAAUACAACAUUAAAACAAUAUCAACCUAUCUGUCUAUUUGUCUAUAUAAAAAAGAAAGCUGAAUAUUUUAUGUUGUAGACUCUUGUUCCAUUAAAACAUUUUUAUUUUUUGAGAGCAAUUCAAAUCACCCAAGACCUUUCACUGGUGAGACAGUAAUCGUUAAAUGGCAUAUGUGUUAGUAAUAAAUUUUGCUUUUUCAGUAACACAUUUGUUGACCAUUGUUUAAAAGUUUAAAGCAUAAUAUUGUUUCUAUUUUGUAACUGAAGUUUUGAGUUGAAUAAUUCCAUGAUUGCAUAUUGUUCCUUUUAGUUUGUAUUUUAUUGUAUUUUUUGUAUACUGUACUGCCUUGAGAACUUCAGUUGAAGGGUGAUCAUUGUUGUUGUUAUUAUUUAUUAAAUUUGUAAGCUGCCCUUCGUCUGUACAUCUGAGGGUGGUACACAGAUUAAAUAUACAAGAUAAAAACACAAAAUACAUAAUAAAAGCAAGAACAAAACAAGCCAAUAACCCAUCGUUUGAUAUUAUUAUAACAGUUAUGACAAUGAUAAAUAAUGGGUUGUCUCUAAAGUUGUGCUAUGUGAAUGUUCUGUCAGUGCAAUGAUUUCUGCUUGAACAAUUCAACAUUCUUCCUUGCUCCUCCCCAUUCACAUGCCCUAAACUUGUUGUAACGGGUCCCCAAACUCUCUGGAACCAAUUUGGGGAAGUCAUGGAUAUAGGAAGGUGGGAAAAUUCCAUUGCUUAAGCAUAAAUCCUUGCAGAACGAGUGCACCGAAUACCAUCCAUUAUUAUUUUUAUUUAAUCCUGAAAACUCCCAGUGAUUGAAGCUGAUUUUGAAUGGUGCUGGUAUUUUUUUAAAAAACAAAAAUAUUUGAAUGUCUCCUCUUACUUUCUAUUGAGGAUCACAAGAUAGGGGUUAGGAUCUUAGGAGUCCUGACUUUGAAUUUCAGCUCAGCUAUGGUUGAUUUGGUCUGAAAGUUCUUAUCCAGAGUUUCCCCCACGUAUGAUAGCAAUAAUGGUAGUUUGGUGUAAGGAUUAAUGCAUGUAGGGCUAUAAAGAGUACUUGUUUGUUUCCAUGCAUUUUAAGUUUAAAAACAAAACAUUAAAAGUAGAAACUAGGUACAACAAAAUAAUUUUGUGGCACCUUAAUGGCAGGCAUUUACUAUGGCUUUUGUGAACUAUGGUUGGGAGAUGAUCUAUUGAGAGUUUCUUGUGGCUGAAUUUAAAACUGCUCCUAGUCAUGGAGCAUUCUAGGUAAUGAGGUUCUAACUUGUGCAGAUUGGCUGACCCUUCAGUGUUUUAUGUUCUAUGAAGCAAGUCUGGAUGACCCCACAGUUGGUCCAUCAGGAGUAGAAAUUCACAUCUUGUAUCCUCUGGGAUAUUUUUUCUACAGUCUUUGUGGACUGAAAGGAAAAUGAAGGAAGCCAGGAAUAUUUUUUGCCAAUAUUCUAUGGCCAGUUUUAGCAAGUGAGCUGAUGUAGAAGUUUUCACUAGAGAAGUUUUGUGCUCUGGGCUUCAGGGAAGGUGUGAAAUGUAGUGAGAUAAAUAUGAGGUUUAUAAAUAGUUGGCUUUGCAAUGGAAACCAAAAGUACCUCCAAAAUAAAUGAAUAAAGUGUAAUAUGUUUUGCUUUCCAAAAACAAGAUUUGGCUAUCUUGUAAUAGUGUUGCCUUUUCCUUUAACAGUAUUCUGCUUGGUCAGAGUCGUGAUGGCAUAAUAUUCAGCACUGAUGAAUACUUUCGGCAGAACAAUGGAUGUUGGUCAUAUAAUGUUGGUCAACUAGGUGCUGCUCAUGACUGGAACCAGAAGAGAGGUGUGAAUAUAUUAAUCAUGUAUAAUUUUGUUAAUGAUAUACUUAAAAGUAUGGAUUUAUUGAUACAAGGGUUUGUGGUAGAAGAUCCACCAACAUGUGCAGUUGGUAGCCUAUUCCAAUAUACAGAAUGGAUACAUCUCUUUUCCCAAGACUGGACAAAUGAGCCUGUGGUUGUCAGAUGCAAUAAAGGAAAGAACUCCUCCGCCCUUGAUAGUUCUGGGGCAUGUAAAAGUUUAAACAGGUUUUCUUAUGUUCCUACAGUAGUAGGAAAAGUUACAUUUUCUGAAAUUCUUUUUACGCAGUUAUGAAAUGCACAUGAGCUCUACUGCGCCCCAAACACAACAGUAUCACUGUCACACUAUUCUUGUGUACAGGAGCUGGCUUGUCUUCUCUUUGUAGAUGCAACCAUUUUGACUUGCAAAGGCCACUUUGUCAAUUUCUCACAGAAGUCUCUUUAUUUAGAAUUACUUGACUAAUGAACUAAUCAGUUUUGGUCAAUUGUGAACCUUGGUGGGAAAGAACAGAUAAGGCAGCUAUUGGUAUUAUAUAGGAAAACUUUGCCCCUGACCUGAAGUUGAUUCUAAUGAGAUCCACUGAAGAGGAGUUUGUUGUAUCGUUGGCAAUUUUAUAGAAGACUUUCUUUUUCUAACCUUGUUAAUUGAAGCAAGUGAUAUUUAUAAUUGCUGUUUGUAUAAUUUAUUAUGAUUUUAUUGCAGCAAGACAAGCAAUGGAUCAAGGAAGAUCCCCAAUUAUAAUAGACAACACUAAUACACAAGCCUGGGAAAUGAAACCUUAUGUAGAAGCGGUAAAUAAAGCAGCAUAUUUCUUAUGGAAACUCACUUCCUUCUCAGUGAGAAAACUAAAUGAAUUAAUCAGUCUGAUUUUAUUUUUGACAUAAUCUACAUUUUGUAUUAUCUUCAGCUUAUUAUAAUUUAUGUAUGUUUCUGUAAAUCCUAAGCCUUUUUUUUUGGCAAAAUACUGUUUUUCAGUCUGCUGAACUUGCAGCCCAAUCCUAUGCAUCUUAGUCAGAAGUAAAUUCCACAUAUUUAAAUGGACUUACGCCCUGAUGUGUAUAAAAUAGCAGCCUUUAUCAGAAAAGCUAGUUUCUUAUACUUUAUUUUGGAAGUUACUACUCUGUCACUAUUCCUUUUAUAACCAUAAUUCUUUAUCUUUGUUUAGGCUCUAGAAAAGGGCUACCGAAUAGAAUUCCAUGAACCAGACACAUGGUGGAAGUUUGACCCAGAAGAAUUAGAAAAGUGAGGUCUAUGUUUUGGUUUUAUUUAAAAAUACACGAAAGCUUUAAAGUUUAUUAUUUUGGUUAUGUAACCAGUGAGUCAGCUUUCGAACAAUGGCAUAAAUCAACUUGUAAGGCUUCUCCCUACUUCUUCAGCAUUAACCCUGCCACUAACUGUCCUUUUGACAACCAUUGUAUGCGCUUGUCUCACUGAGGAUUGUGUUCUGCACACCUUUCAGUUUCACCCUCCCCUUUUCUAUUCAUAAAGCUUUGUAGAAAUGAAUGGUAAUAAUACCAUAUUUUUCGCCCCAUAGGGCGCACCGGCUUUCCUGCCUCCCACUUUUUCACAGCCCCUGAAAAGUCACUCCUGAAGGGUGUGGGAUAUGACAUGGGUGAAUGCUGUGAAUGGCGGGCUGCAAUUGAUUUAAAUUGGGGACUUGCCCUUUUGUGAACAGAAGUGCCUUCUGCAUAUUCCAUCACUCCACUGGAUCUAAGCCAGUAUUUAUAAUUAUUUCAAGAAAGCAGUAAAUGGAGUUACUGGGUGCACCACCUAAAAAUAUAACCUAGAUUAAAAUAUUGUCAGACUUUUUAAAGUGUUUUCUCAUUCAAACUUAAUUUCAGAUCUUCAAGAAACUAGAUUGUUGAACAUGCAUAUAAUUUCCUUAGGAUCAUGAUGAUGCUCAUUUAAGUGACAGGGCUGGUGGUAGUAGGUUUUGGUUUUGCUCUUUAGUGAAAAAUGACCACUGGGAAACUGUAACUUUGCAAAAAGGAAUAGCAAAGGAGAGCAGCAGCAGCCUAAUCCUUUCUGCCAAAAAUUGCUGUUUGCCAGCUGUCUUUCUGCCCCUGAGCAAAAACAUAUAGGAACCUGCUUGACCCUGGACAAGCUUCUAGAAUAAAGACAAUUUGAAAGCAUUCUGAGAGAUUCUAUAAAUUGAUCAGACUUGAACUUCAUUUCUUGUUUCUGUAGGAGGAAUGAACAUGGGGUCAACCGUGAGAAGAUUGUUCAAAUGUUGGAAAGAUACGAAUAUCAAAUAUCAAUACCCAUUGUCAUGAAUUCGGUCCUGCCUUUUCACAAAACUUCACAGUGGCCACCUCCACAAAGAAGACAGAGGUGGGGAGCCUCUUCAGACUCUUGGAAUACUUUCAGUGUAUCAAAUAGCCAAUAACUCAGGGUAUACUUGCUAAGGCUAAUUCUCUUUUCAGAAAGCAAGCUAUAAUAAAACACAGCGUUAAUAAAUUGAAAUUUUAAAGCCAGCUUAACUCCUAGUGUCGGAUUGUUUCCAAACUAUUCUGCUACUUUCUUUUGAGGGUUAAAUAAUCUUAAUGCAGAUAAUUAUCCCUUGGGGAAUGUUUAUAAAUAAUGUAAAUACAUGUUUAAUAUUAAAAUUGAAUGUUAAAUAUUUUUAAAAUAUAUAUUUGUACUAAUCUUGGUUUUGAUUAAGCCCUGUGACAAUGUGGAUACACCAGGUGGUUUAUCAUUGGAUUUUGACACAAGAGUUUUUGCAUUGUAAACUGCUGAGCAGUUUCUUUAAGAAUUCUGAAUAGAAUAUAAUGAAUUUUUAAUAAAUGCAGGUAACCAGAAGAAUAACUCAGUGUAUAUAUAUAGGUGUUGCAUUUGAACCUUUUUUUUACUGCUUUCAAUCGCAGUCCAGUUCUAACAACUUUAUACCAGUUAUUUCAGUUAAGUUUAUUAAUCACAUGUUGACAUCAAGCUGAAGCUCACUUUUCCAUUGCCAUUUAUUCUUUGAGGUUGUUUGUUGUUCAGUCAGUUAGUUAUGACAGUAGUAGUCUAGACCCUGCCCUGCAAUUAAAACCUGUGACUUCAAAACAUCAGCAUACAGUUUAAAUGGAAUUCUGAUAAGUUCAGUUCUUGAGAUUUUAAUUUGAAUAUUACAUUGUCUUUUUCUAAGUUCACACUAUUGUGGUAUGUGAAAGUUUGCUUUUUUUGUUUGGUUAUGCGGCUUUGUCAUGAAAGAAGCAAUAAAUGAAAUACACUGAAAAAGCUGGAACUGUAUACAUAUAUGUGGACAUUGGAACCAGUUACUUAAAACCACAUUACAUGAACUAUGAUAUAGGCAGUAGCCAAUUCAUCAGAAGUUUGAGGCUGAGCUGGCAUGAGGCUUAAUUAUUGUUCUAAUUUUGGUUUUUUACCAUGUAGUGAAAAUUUACUGAAUGUUUGCCUCUUUUCUUGUCACCCAAUUGCUGUGCUCUCUUGUACUAUUGUUUCAGCAAUCCAUUGUCAGUGUAAUACAAUUAGUGUCUUGAGUCUAGCUUUAUGGUUUAAGUUGAAUGAAAAUAUUAAAAUACCAGUGUGGUCCAUUAGGGCUCUCCUGUUGUGGGUUGAGAGGUAACUCUUGGGAAUAUCAGGUAGUGACUUUGUCUUAAAGCAACCUUAUUUGUCCUGUUCUACAUGGAAAAUAAAUCUAACAUAAAAGACGCACUUUCCAUCUCUUGAUAAAGAAAUAUGUUUGCAUGACACACAGUUGAAAAAUCUUGACUUUACAUUCAGAACAUUUUUGUGUUUGCUCUGGAGACAUGCUUUUGUCAAACUUGUUGGUAUCUAUAAAUCUCUAAACAAAAUAAAAAUGGCUUAUAUCUGCUUUAUAAAUAUGUAUUCUUAGGAGGCCAUUGCCAUCUUAUUUCAGUAUUGCUACUCAAAAGUGCCUGCUUUGGCCCUUUGGCAACUAUUUCAGCUCUGCAUUGUUUCCAUCUGAGAAAGCACAGUGUAGUUAUCUGUUAGUUGCACAUAUGCUUUUCAUGGCUUUAAAGGGCAGUAGUUGUUGGGGAGGCAGAGAUAGUUUGCUACUCACCUGCUUAUUUAGAGACAAAUAUUGCUCACCCCAGGUGAGCAGAGAGACUGCAAAUUACUGCUACUAUAUGCAGAUCACUUAAUUGUCAAAGACAAUUAUGAAACCUGGUUUUGAGUUUUACUAAUAAGGGGCUGUUAAUAUGAGACCUUUGUGGAGCAAGACAAACUUUAGGCUUCUGUGAAGGAAAAUGCUAAUUGCUCAUAUGUAUGUAAAUGAAAAUCUGAUGGCUGCACCAGUCACUGUAGAAAUCUCAACUUCUUGGCAUUAGCUAGGAAAGGAUUUUAAAAUAUGUCAAUCACAUUUGCAACUUUUGCAUUAAGCUAGCUUACACAAUUAAACAAUAUAAUGCUUUUUACCACAUUUCUGUAGAAGCCACUGAAUCACUAAUACAAAAAUAGCCUCAUUUAAAUAGCUAGGAUUAUAAGCUGUGGGCUGAGUGUGUAAAUAAUUGGUACCCAGGACGUUCAAGUUAAAAAUGUUCCUACAGUUUGCCUCAAGUACAUUUCUCUCCCUCUUUUAUUGCUCUUUAACAUGGAGAUUCAACAUUCGUGCUACUGCAUUGUGGUCAAACAGUCCUUAAAAAGGCAGGAUAUAUUUAAGGAUAUACUGAUAAUUGGCACUUUGGUAAAUACUGUGAUUUAGUAACCAUAUAUAUGGAAGACCAGCAACUUAGUAUAUCGUGAACUACUAAUGGAAGCUCCAUUGGAAAUGCAUGGCUGCUGCAGAAGAGCACAAGAAUGACCAACAUAACCAAUAAAGUACAUGCAUAUUACACGUGCCUCAUUUGAAGAACGCAACAAGAGUUGCAAAACAAGUCAACUUUGGGGAAAGAGGCUGAAGACGCCAUAGAAUAGAUUGGUUGUAUGUUUUCUAUCAUUUUGCUCUUGUGUUCAGAGCCCUGCUCAUUUGCAUGGGGCAUACUCAUGUAGUUUCUGCUACAUUGCACCAAGUUUGCAAAAAUAUCAUAGUAAGUGUGUGUGUCAGCCCUGGAAUGGUGAUCAGAUAUAACCAACAUACUUUUGCUACUGCGAGGGGAAACUUACAUAGUUCCUAUAGCUUUAAAGGUUAGUUAACAAAGAGAUGAUUUCUGUGGAUGAAAACCAGACUUGCUCCACCUGUCUACCAGUUUUUAAGAUCCUGCCUUGAAGCAAACCCUCUAAAAAACUGCCACCAGAGAUUUUCAGGGAGCCUAUGGAGUGUUUCAUCCUUAAUGGGAUUUUCUUUUUCUUGUGCUUAAGCGGAGGUUCUGUGUCACAUACACAAGGGUUUUAGAUACUGGUUUAUGCUUUGCAGAAAUAUCUUAAAACAGUACUUUUUAAAAGUUGAAAUUAUUCAAAUGCUAACUUGUACUGUUUAACAAAGUACUUAGUUACUAAAUCUGGAAAAGUAGAAGCAAGAUAGUAGCCAUGAUCUAGGGAUGUUGGCACAGAAUGUAUUCUUUGUCGCUCCUACCACACUGAAAAUUUCUGCAGGCAUCAGAUGUGGAUAUUCACAGCCAUGGCAAGAGACUGAUUGAAAGGCUCAUUCUCACAUAGCCUGACCAGAGUUGAUGUGUGUGGUAAAUGAACCUGUUACGUCAUCUGGUAGAUCGUUUUAUUUGAGUUUUAAUUUUUGGCUUUGUGUAGCAAGCAAUUACCUGCAAGUGAAGAGGGUAUAUCUCUGGAUCUACCCUUAUUUGCCCCACACACUUAAAACCUGAGUAGGGUUGCAAAUGAGGUUACAUGGAUAUGCAUAUGUAGGAACUCUAUGAGGUAGGUAGGAUGUUCAGUUAAAGGUAAUUUCUUGAACCUUAGUUAUAAGAGUCAAGUGUGCUAAUAUAAGCCUUUUAUCUUUUCUAAUUAUUUCUUAAUAGCCUUUGUAUCUGAUAAGGUUUGCUGUAUAGGUGUGUAAACAGCAACAAAUUACCUUUGUUCGGUUUGAUUAUUCAAGGUUUUUGCUAGCACAGCUUUCUGUUUCAUUUUUUUAAAAAGAUAAAAGGGCAGGAGAGGAUCAAAAGCUUGCUGUAUAAGUCAGACUCGUCAGGAAUAAAGUCUUUAAAAUAUUUAAUGUUGUUUUUGUUCAGUGACUUGCGUGUGUUCCGCUUUUUAAUGUGUAUUUGUGAAAUGUGCAUGUAAAUACUUUUUAAUAGAAAUUUUAUUAAAUCUAAAAAAUUGAAUGAUAUUUUGCUGCUUAAUUUGUUUGCAGAUGUUGCAUUUUGAAUGUUUUCCAGUAGUAGAGGUUGCUAUGAGUAUCCAGUCUGGUAACUUUAAUACGUUAAAUAUAUAUAUAUAUUUAACAAUGUUCAUUUUGUCACUUGAUUGUUGUGUCAGUAUUUUGAGUACAGUCAUACCUCAUGUUACGUCCGCUUCAUGUUACGUUCUUUCAGGUUACGUCCCGCGGAGACCCAGAAGUACCGGAAAGGGUUACUUCUGGGUUUUGCCACUUGCGCAUGCGCAGAAGCGCAAAAUGAUGUCACGUGCAUGCGCAGAAGUGACAAAUCGCAACUUGCGUGUGUGCAGAUGCGCCACUGCAGGUUGUGCUCUUUUCAUGUUGCGAACGGGCCUCCGGAACGGAUCCCGUUCGCAACCAGAGGAACCACUGUAUCUACAACAGGGAUUGUAAAAAUAUCUCACUUUCAGUAACUGGCAAGGUGUCUUCCCCCAUUGGUGAGUGGGAUGUGUAGAUGUAGCUCCACCCAUUCACCAGUGUGAUGCAGUUACAUCAUGUAAGUGUGGGUGGAUUGUCCUGCCAAAAGUUGGCAUGAUUUAUCAACAAUCAGCCUGCAUUUCCUCCUUAUAGCAGGCAAGGAGCUACUUUGUUCCUAGUCAUAAACAUUGAGAAACCUUGUGUUCAUAGUUCCUGCAUGUUGCUGCCAUAAAUGGGGGGGCGGGGCGGGGAGCAAGAAAUAAUUUGUGUUAACAAAGAAUUAGUGUUUUGGGAGGAGAACUAACAUUUCCAAGAUGGGCUUCUUGAAAGUGUAAUGGUAAUGAGAGAGAAUCAAGUACCUGAUCUAGUGAAUGAAAAUGAAUCUGCUCUGCACAAUAUCUUCCAAUACUCACAAUGUGUGAAGAGGGUGGGCUGUGGGUAUAAAAGUGGUUGGUGGUGAACUAACUGCUUGGUAAGGAAGUAGUAGGGUUUUAAAAAAUUCUACCAUGAGAAAGAAUACAUAUUUUCCAUUUGAUUUAGAUCGAUUUAGGAUGCAGCCCUAUGGUCUGUGUCUCUGGGGCAGCAGGACAUUGUUUUCCUCCCUCUCCGUUGACAAGGAUGUCUGCUCCCAGAGGCCUCUUUGUCGCAGCUGUGGAAGGGGCUGUUGGUACUCUGGUAGCCAUAGGAGGCAGAUUGAGAGUCGCUUUAGAUGAGGACGCAAAGCUCCCCUGUUCCCAUGACAAAGCAGGGGGUGAGGGUGGGUGGGUGGAGCUUGUAUGCUUAUUUUCCUUACAGUCACUACCCCCUCCCCUCCCCCAUCUUACUUCUGGGCCAGUAUGUGAAUAGGAGGGCUUUGUAUUUGUAGCCCUUCCACCAAAUAUUCUCCCCCAGCUCCCACAGAAUUGCUUUGCCCGGUAACAUCAAAAACGUGGCUAAUGCAGCUAACAAUAGAAAUCAGUCAAAGCAAGACAUUAAAAUGUCAAAACAAAACCAAGUAGGCAAAACCAAGUAGCCACCCAGAGUGGCUGGGGAAACUCAGCCAGAUGGGCAGGGUAUAAAUAAUAAAUUAUUAUUAUUAUUAUUAUUAAAGAGAUGAAAUACCAAAUAAUGCUAAUCAGAUAAAUUAAAGUCCUGCCAGCAUAAAUAUAACUUAAGGAGGUCAUGUUAAAUUAACCAAGUAGAUUGCCCCCUUUGUGUUUCUGCCAAUCAUACUUGGGGAAAGGUGGGACAUGUAAAAUGCCUACUUGGUUGAUCUUAGAUAGCAAUAAGGUUUACAUGGCAGUCCUCUUGAAAUCCUAGUCCCAAACAAUUUAGGGCUUCAAAGAUGAUAACCAGUAUCUUGAACUCAGCCUGGAAGUGGAUCAGUGGUGAGUACAGCUGGGGGCAGCGGUGGCAAAGCAGUUGUAUGCUCUAGAAAACUAGCCCCAGCUAGAACUUUUGUAGUAGUAUUUGUACCAGCUGUACUUUCCAAAUGCUUCUCAAGAGCAAUCACUAUGAAGAGUGUGCUGUCAGUAGUCCAAAUAAUUAACUAAGGCAUGUGCAACCAAAACCUGAGCUCCUCUAAGCACGGGUGUGGUUUGUGCAGCAGCUUAAGAUUUUGAAAGGCUUACGAUUCUGUUUAAGAUUAGAUCAAGGAUUAUUCCUAAACCAUGAGCCUAAUUUGUGGGGAGGAAUGUAGUUCCAUCCAAUAUAGGCAACAAUCUUGUUCCCUGUUCUUAGCGAUCAGGAGAAUCUCUGGGAUGAGUCUCAUUUUAUUGGCCCAUAUUAAGUCCUUCAGUGAUACGGCCCUGGUUCAAAAUUCUUAUCACCUCCUUGGACUCAGCUGGAAAGAAGAGAAUAUUGGUGUCAUUAGUGUACUGAUGGCAUCAGAUCCAAGAGAUUUAAUAUUUCCUUUACACACUUUCAAGCUUUGUCUUUCAGACAUUUUUUCAAAUGCACACUAGGAAUAGAUAGCAAGCCAACAGCUUGCCACUCUUCCCCCAACUGCAUCUCUGUUUUUAUGCAGCCAUACUAAGUAACAAUGCUACCCGUGAAUGCUGAAUUCAAUACAUAGUCAGAAUAGGCUUACUACAAUUUUGAUGGUUUACCAACACAAUCUUACAUUUGCCAAGCACUACUUUCAAAUACCGUAAUUCCUCUUAUUUUCACAUCCGUGAAACAGUGGCUUAAGCACCAGAAUAUGUUUUGAAAACCUACAGUCCAGGUCUAUGUCAUUCUAAUUGAAUUAGUGGGGCUUAAGAGUACUUAACCUUGACUGGAUCAUGCCCUUGUUGACUGAUCAUGCCCUGCUUUUAAAAAAGAGUUUAUUACUAUUUUGUUUGGAAAGAUACACUUGCAUCUAGCUGCUCAAUAAGAAUGUUUGGGCACUUGCAAUCAUACAAAAAUGACAUGCCUAGGUCAACUCAUGCAACAUAACUGGUGGCAGAGAACUGGAAAAGUACAACCAGAGAAAAAGGGUUGUUUUAGAACUGAUGUUCCUAAUGGUAUUUUUCUACAUUCAAAAAUUAUAUCCACCUGUAAUCUGGUGGUACAGUCUUUUCUAGCACCUCAUUAUGCUGCAUAUGCAGACUCAGCCUUAAUUUCCCUCAUUUCACUGAACCAAAAGCAAAAAUUAGGCUGCAGUAUUAACCUCUACUAAGGAAAUGCUAUAUCCUAAACGUACCCUAAAUACAUUUAUUCUGGACAACCUCGUUUUUUCUUCAACUCAAAUGCAUCAUGUUUUGGGGUUUUCAUUUUAACUAGGAACUUUGUAACUUAUGCUUUUAUUAAGAUUAUUCUUAAUAAUUUGUUCAUAUUUAGUUCUUAUUCUGUUUAGGGAGUCGGUUGUAAAGAAGAAGCACAGGUUGCACAAGAAGAAACAGAGGAGGAAGCAAAAGAGGAACAGAAGAAUGAAGGGUGCUACCAUGAAAGCUAUGGGGAAAACGUUAGGUGGACAUUUCACUCCAAGUGAUGAAGAGUCAUCACAGAGUGGCCUGGAAGAUUCAGAAGACAAUGGAAAAUCAGAAUAUGUGAUUGGGCACCAGAAUGAGCUAAAAGAAUGUGUUGAGAGUGACUCUGCCAAUGAUAACAGUCUAACUCAUAGUGACUUGCAAGAAGGAAGUGUCAUUGUUUCUGAUAUGGUAGAUCCAGUGUUGGACAAUUCAUUAAAAAGGAAAGCUUUUGCAAGAGACUGUAGUCUACGUCUAAUGCAUUUGCCAUCUGCUCCUAAUGAAAACAGAACUGAACAAUCAUUCAGUGAUCAUUUGCCAAAUGAAAUUAAAAAUGGAAACUUUGUAGAAGGCAAGAGCAACGACUUGGAGUGUGAAAAGCACAGUUCUCUGAAGCUGGACCACGUUGCUGAAAAUAGUACAAAAAUACUGACAAAUAGAGAAGACAAAGACAAAGCUGCAUCUACGGAAGUCACACUUGAAUCUGGCCCAGAAAGGAAACUGCUCAGCGAUGAGGAAAAAUUAGGCGCUCCUCAUCUUCCUGGGCUAUCAAAAAAGAAUGAGGGAAAUACCUGGACUUUCUUUUCUAUUGACUUGGCUGACAAACACCCCCAAACCAUCUUGGACAAAAGUGAUUCCUGUUUGACUUGGCCUGAUGGUACAUCUAAGAUCAUGUAUGAGCAAAGGCCAAAGAGGGAGAGGAGGCCCAAGCAAGUAUUUUCAGGAAUGACAGGAGAAUUGAUUGAAUAUCAACCUAAUAAAGAAUUGGUGAAAGGAGAAGUGUUACAUGGAAAUAACACUAUAACAGAUGGUGCUCAAACACACCAGCUAACAGAGAACACCCAUAGAAUGCCAUGCACUGGGACAGGUGAAUUCAUGACAGAACCUGGAACUAAAACCAGUGAUCCAAACAAUGUAAGCCUUUUAGCUACACCAAGGAAAAAUGGAAGAUGUAAAAGGAUCUACAAGUUGGCCCCUAGCUUUGGUGUACCCAGACAGAUUCCAGUUAGAAAGGACAAGCAAGUACUAAAGGAUAUUGUUGUACUGGUGGAACAAGAAGAGACUUCAAAUGAAGAGGCUAGAGAAAAGAACAAGCAAAGCCUUGGCUGCUAUAAUUGUCCAGUACCUUCUAGUUAUGAUUUAGUAAUAGAAUUGUCUCCUCAUCUUGAUGUAGAACCUCUCUUAUGUAAAUAUUCCAGCCAAUUUGCACAGAAAUCUAUGGACUUUUCAACAAAAGUAGUCGCUCCUCCAAUUCAGAUAUGUACUUAUGUGUCUUGUAGAGCUUCCUUACCUAGUGAACAGCAAGUUGUUGCUUUUGAUCAAGCUGUGGAUGCUAACACAAAGAGGGAGAACAUAUCUUCAGAUGUUUCAACUACUCAGCCAGAUAUUUUGUGUUCAGUUCAAGAAACAGACUCUUCUGCUGAAAACUCUGAAAAGAUACAAGAAGUUAAUGAAACUGAGCAGCCAGAGUAUUCCCCAAUCAAAUAUGAACAAUACCCUUUGAAAACGAAAGCCAGUGUUCUGGGGCUUCCUUUAUCCCUAGGAUUUGCACUUCAACUAGUAGAACAUUUUGGUUCUCCAGGAAUUCCACUGGGUAACUACAAUUUUUUUUGGAAAAAGAGAAAAAAAAACAAGUAAUACAAUUUGGCAAGUUAGGUACUUAUUGCUUAGCAAAGUUGCUUAGUGAGCCAGCCACUGCUGUGUGUGUGUGUGUGUGUGUGUGUGUGUGUGUGUGUGUGUAUAGUUAAGUCCAAAGUAUUACAGUGGUACCUUGGGUUAAGUACUUAAUUCAUUCCGGAGGUCCGUUCUUAACCUGAAGCACCACUUUAGCUAAGGGGGCCUCCCGCUGCCACUGGAGCAUGAUUUCUGUUCUCCUCCUGAAGCAAAGUUCUUAACCUGAGGUACUAUUUAUGGGUUAGCGGGGUCUGUAACCUGAAGCAUAUGUAACCUGUAGCGUAUGUAACCCGAGGUACCACUGUAUUGCUUUGGACUUAACUUUUCCUAAUAGAGACUAAAUGCUCUUGGGUAAUGGUUAGUGUUUAACAUCCAAUAAAUUUAAAAUUCCUCUGGCUAUUUUAGAAUGAAAAUAAAAAAUCACUAUACAUUCACAAAAUAUUGAUUUUAACCCUCCAGUAAGUGUUCUUAAUCUUUGGUUUAACCAUUGCCAGCUUGGCAUUCAUAUUAUUUAUACUUCAGCCUUAUGUGUGGUCUCCUAUCCAUGGGCAUUUCAGUCUACACUUGCUUACCUUCAGCAAUGACAUAGCCUUCAGCGGUUUCUGGAACAUUAACUGAGCCCACAAACUUGGCCUUUUCAAGCGUUACGUUAUUCCUUUACAAGUCUUAUAUACACAUUUGGUGACUUUCCCCAGUUUCCUUAAUUAGGCUUGCGUUACAAGAGCAACAUUUGUAAUUGUAGAGGGAAAUACUGCAGUGGGGAAAAUUACACUGCUGUUCCAUAUUGUGUUCUUCUAUAGCCUCAAUCAUGCCUAAAAUCAAGAUAAGUGCUGAUUUAUUUUAGCAGGCCUGCUCUGCCUACUUGUUUUCAUAGAUGAAUGUGGUUACAGAUUACCUGGGCCCUUCACUUUCUGCAUACUCUUGGUCCCCAUAAUUCUGCUUACAAAGUCCAUCUUUCAGUCUCAACACAGUAUGGAGGUUCAAAUAUUCCCAGUCUCUUUGUAGAUUCUAAAGCAUUCACUACUGCUUGACACAACAAAUUCGAUGCCCAGCUACUGUUUUCAGCAUUUUCUUCCCAGCUUGCUUCGGAACAUGUAACAAGUCUACAUGCACAUACCCACAGAAGAAAAUUAAGCACUACCUGUCAUUGACAAAUCUAUCCUUCAUAAAUUUGUCUUAAGAUUUUUUAAAGCCAUCUAAACCACCAGCCAUGGCCACAUCUUGUGGUUGUGCAAUAUGUUAAGUAUGUGUUAUUAUAAAGAAGGAAUGAGCUGAGGCAUUGUCUGCAGGAUGUCCCGGUUGUAAUGCCCUGGCACCCCUUACCCAAAAUCUGGCUCUAGCAGUAGAUGCUGGGAAGGACCUCUGCCUCAUGGAAAACUGAUGCUAACUGAAAAAAAUUGGGCAGGAUGGACCAGGAGUCUGCAUCAGUAUGAAGCUGCUCCAUAUGGGCAAUGAAAAAAGUGGAUUUUUUGCCCACAUAAAUUCUGUUUUAUACACUACUUCAUUCUCUAUACUGCCACACCGACCUUUUUUUAUUGGCCAGUACAGUGUGUUUACAUCUAUACAGACACUCCCAACACUUUUUGUUAUCUAUGUAGCCUUGUAGGUUCAAAUUAUUUACGGCAACAUCAAGUGAUAACUGCAUGGGUGCAUGAACAGUAGUUGAUCUAGCCCCACAUACUGAUUUCUUGGAUCUCCCAAUACAAUAAUUAUUUUUAUCGGAAUUUGUGCAUACUCUUUGUUGCUAGUUCCCAAAUAUUUUAACGGCACAAGAAGUCAAGAUAUCAGUGCAUGUGUGAGUCAGCUAUGGGAUAUCUGUAUUUUGCAUGCUCAGGUUGUGACACUAGUAACAACUAAAAUUACUAGCAUGCUUCUCGGGUUAUAGUUACUCUUCGUUAUUUGCAGUAUGUAGGUCAAAUAACCACUUUGUGCAAAAUCUUGUUUCGUAGACACUUUAUUACCAGAUGAUUAUGUAGUUCCCCUUGAUUGGGCAACAUCAAAGGAGAUCUAUUUACUGUGGAAGACAUCUGUGGAGGUAUGAAUGUUAGUUCUCCAGCUACCUUGCCAUGCGGAUUAUGUUAAUAACUUACAUCAUGAUAAUUGCUCCACAGCCAUUGGACAAAACAACAUAAGCAGUGAAGGAACAUGCACUGCUUGUUCAUUCUGUCAGGAACAGCUCUAUCUUGAUGGGCUGUUACCCUGUAGAAAAAAGAAAUUUUUAUGUUUUCUUGUGGCAGAAAGAAAUAGAAGACUCGCUUUUUUAAAGACUCGCUUUUUUUAAUAUAAAAAACCCUUUAAUUCUAUUUUAGAAGAAGCAGAAAACUAUCAUAUCAAAAGAAGACAGUUCCAUACCCGGUGAGUAUAGUCUUUUGCUUAAUAGAAGGAGAGGAGGAGGGAGGAAGAGUUCAUACAAUUCCCAAAUUAUUACCAGUUGCAAAAUAUUUUCUGUGUACUUUUGGAAUGUUGUGCUCAGAUGUUACUACAUUUUUGCAUCUACAGAUCUGAUUGAAGCUCAAUGAGUUGUUGUUCCUUUUAGCUACUAUCUGAUAUAGAGUAUAAAGUGGAAAGGUCUUUUUGUUCUUCUGAUCUUGGAAAACGUCAUUGAUUCUCACCUCCUUGAUGCCAAUUUAUUUUCAGGCAGCCAAUAAAUGAUCUGUUGAAAGGUGUUAGUAGCAAUAUCUGCACUGAUCCCGGAGACUCCAAUGUCAAAACAGUGCUGUUCUUCUAGUGCAUAAUCAAGCUAUAGAAUUAAUUGCCACAAAAUGUGGUGAUAGCCACCAACCUGGAUGACUCUUGAAAGUACAGAUGGAUUCAUAGGGACAAAUCAUGCCUCUGAAUGUCAUUUGCUGGGGAACAGUAGCAGUAAAUAGUAUUAUCCUGUGCCCUGCUUGUGGGCUUCUCAGAGGUGUCUGGCUGACAGGGCCCUGCUGUAGGUGUAUCCUCAUUCUGAACUGCAGAAGAUUGGCACAAGGCAGAAGGCCUUCAUGGCAGUGCCCCCACCCCACCCCAGUUGCAGAAUUCCCCUAAAUACCUGCCUGGUGCCCACAUUAAUGUAUUUUUAGUGCCGGGUAAGACCUCUGUAUUCUCCCAGGUUUUAAAUAUUUUUAGUGCGAUUAUAAUAUCACUAACAGUUGUUAUCAAUAUUAAUUAGCUGACUCUGCUGCUGCUGUUGUAGACCCCUGAAAAAAGCAGGAUUGAAGUCUCUGCUUGUAUCCCCGCCCCCCUUGUGGGUCAACUUUGACCCACAAUCCAUCAGAUGAUUGACAGGUGGGUCAGCACACCCACUUGUCAAAGUUGGGCUAUGGGGGAGAUUUGGUCCAGUAGAGCAGAAAGUUCCUUACCCCUGUGUUAUGAUGAUUGGUGUGUUUCACUCUGUGGAGUACUUGACUCUCUAACUAAUCCCAACCUCAGAGGCUUUGAAGUCAUUUAUCUUUGGGUAAAAAUAAAAUAAAGGGACCUAGAGUUGGCCUGGAAAGUUGGAUGAGGAUAUCUGUUGUAGAGAUAGAAAGGGAAAUAAUACAGCAGUAUGUAGCCAGACAGGAUUGCAUACAGCAACAGGUUGAUGGUGGGAGCUGGGAACCAGCCACACUUCCUGGUUCCUCUUGGAAGACACUGAUCAACAGGUAUAGAUAAAUCCAUGUAAGAUUCAAUUUCAGGCUGCUUAUGUCGCUUUCUUUGUAGCUGGUGAAACUGCCCAAGAAGGUUCAAAUAAAGAUGAUCAAGACAGAAAAGCAUCUCCCGAAGCUAAUCCAUAAAUGCACUUGGAAGAAGACCCUUACUUUGUCAAAUAAUCCAAGCAACGAUGGUGGCGUGUUCUGAACUUUUGUCUAAAAAUUAAAUAUCAGCAUAAUGUGCAGAAAGGUACAACAUGGAAUUUAUUUAUACACAUACAUAUGCAUGAGAAGAUCUAUUUCCAACCUGUGUUUCAAUUUUCUGGUUAACUAUAGGCAUCUAUCUUUUCUGUAAACGAAUAUCCAUAGACUGGGCUCCAUAGGAUGGUGAUAUAGCUCCUGCUAUAUUAUUAUCUCAGCUGCUGAGAGCAAAUGUUUAGAUUGGGAUACGAUAUCAUAUCAGAGUGGCAAAUAGUAAAAGGAACUAUUUGCUUUACUUAAAUAAGGCAGAUUUGAGAAGCUUUAAAUAUUGAUGCUAUUAAUUUUUUUCUCAGAUGUUGGAUUCCAUCUGAUAGCAGCCCUACACAUUACAACAAAUUAUGAAAGGGAAAAGUGCAAGGCUCGAGAUCAUAUGACCUCGAGAGCAAGAUCCCAUGUCCUUUUCUCCUUUGGAUAUUGAGUGUACAAGUGCUGUGUGUGCGUACUGCACAUAAACAAAUCAAUCUUAAUAUUUUAAUAUGGAGGUAUUAUUGGCAGUAAUAGAACAUUUUUGCAAAGUCAUGCUUAAGAUGUUUACCUCCUCUUCAGAUAAUAUUCCACAGUCUGGGUGAAAAAUUUCUGGCAUCUGACCACCCAGUUGGGAAGGCAUGUAGCCUUAGGUUUAUUUUUGACUCAUUUUUUAAAUCCUAUGUUCCUCAUAUUUUAAUCCAUAGCAUAAUUGUGUCAUUUCUGCCUGUAUCAAUUGCAAAAAUAUAGCCCUUUCUAUCUGUUACCUCUAUCUGUUAAACUCUGGUCCAUGUCCCGGUCAUUUCUUACACUUUCCCAAUCCCUUCCUCACUGGUUUUCCAUUGUCUUAACUUGGUCCCUUUGCAUCUAUUCAGCUUUCUGAGUGCCAAAAUAAUUCACCAUUCUCACUGUCCUAAUCAUAAGGUGCCUCUCCUUAGAUCAGUGGUCAGCAACCUUUUUCAGCCGUGGGCUGGUCCACCAUCUCUCAGACCAUGUGGUGGGCCAGACUAUAUUUUGAAGGGGAAAAAAAUGAACGAAUUCCUAUGCUCCACAAAUUACCCAGAGAUGCAUUUUAAAUAAAAGGACACAUUCUACUCAUGUAAAAACACGAUGAUUCCCGGACUGUCUGUGGGCUGGAUUGAGAAGGCAAUUGGGCUGCAUCCGGCCCCCAGGCCUUGGGUUGCCUACCCCUGCCUUAGAUCAACACUGGUUUCCUGUCUACUAAUGAAUACAGCACAAGUUCCUUGUUAACUUGAAAGCACUCCAAAGCCAAUUCCUCUUAGCUCUCCAUCCUUAUAUCUUGACACAUCCCUGGUCAUGACCUUUACUCCUCCACUUUCACUACUCUCACCUAUCAGAAGAUUUCCUGCUCCCUAAAAAGACAUCGCCCCUUCCUUUUCCUUUUGCACUUUUCUAUAAAGCCUUUGCACAAUCCCACUAUAUCUCAGCUUGUUACAGAGCCUAAAAAUUGCAUCCAUUUUCUCCACUUUCUCCAUUUCCUUUGUUGAAUUUUUUGGGCAGCAACCAUUUAAAAUCUUUAAAGCACUAUGUACACAGAUGGCACUACAUUAAUAAUAAUAUAGUAAUAAUCAGUGUGAAAAAUACAUAUUUUCUGUGUUGAGAAGUGAUGUUUGCCAGUUGGCGAACUGAAUAUAUUUAUAUAUUCCUCUUCCAGCCAAAAUAAUACUUCAAAAAACCCUGCUCCCCACGAAAACACAGAGUGCCCGAUCUGAGUUAAUUACAAACAUUAUCGUGUGUGUGUGCAUAUUUCAUAUUCUGACUGAAGAUGGCAAUUGUCAAACUUUAAAUCAGCACCAGUAGGCUUGGGAUUUUGGUUUGAUACUUCACUAGAUUUUUUAAAAAUUUUGUAUUACAGAGUUUGCUCAGUUUUGGCUUUGUCACGGAUGGACUCAAGUUAAGUCACCUAUAAUUAAUGGCAACAACGGCAGUGAGGAGAAAUUCAAAUUCUAAAGGUUGUUGAAAACAUGGCCUACAGUCACACUGCUGCUUUCUUUCCAUGUAGCGUUUGAAUUUUGUUUUGAAAUAAAACGAAGCUUUGAAGAA